Molecule: messenger RNA, 2480 nt
Organism: Labrus bergylta (ballan wrasse)
Lineage: Eukaryota; Metazoa; Chordata; Actinopteri; Labriformes; Labridae
Product: carbohydrate sulfotransferase 11
Biological process (GO): proteoglycan biosynthetic process; carbohydrate biosynthetic process
Cellular component (GO): membrane
Molecular function (GO): sulfotransferase activity
Source: RefSeq, a predicted model, not a curated record
CUCGGACACACUGACUGACUGACAGUGAGCUCAGUCUGUUCCACUUUUCUCUGAACCAGCACACAUAGUCAUGUAACGGUAACUACAGCGGACCGGUGAAGUCUGCUGCUACCCGGCUCGUCUGAGUCCCGUCCAGUACCCCCCCCCCCUCUGAAACCACGGCGGCUCCAAUGCUACAGAUCAAAGGAUGUGCGGGAAGACGCGAGGACGCAAAGGUCAGCGAGCCGGUUCGCUGCUCUCAUCGGUGAUAAAGUAGAGACACCGCAAGUCCCCGACAAGGACGGAUCUUUUUUUUUUUUUUUUUUUAAUUCUUUUUUUUAAUCUCGCAUGAACCCGGGGAGGAAUAGGCUCUGUUUGGGGGCAUUUCCAACGACCCCAGGAUGAGGAGCCCCGGAGUCCCUCGGGUGGUUUUUGCCGUGGGUCUCGGAUGUUUCAUUAUGCUGCUCCUCUACUUCAACAGCAGUCUGAAGCUGGCGUCAGAGCCGCUCGGUGACAGGAGCAGUGGGCAGAAGUCGAGGAGGAGUCCUCUGCAGACUCUUUAUGAAGGAGACCAGGUGGAGUCAGCAGUGCAGGUGAUCCAUCAGGGCCGCCGGGAAGUGUUAGAAGAAGCCUGCCGCUCCUACACCCGCAAACGCAGAGUUCUGAUCCCCGAGGACCUGAAGCACGUCAUUGUGGACGACCAGCACGGCUUGCUGUACUGCUACGUCCCCAAAGUGGCCUGCACCAACUGGAAACGAGUGCUCAUGGUUCUGACGGGUGUAGCCGGGUCCCAUCAGGACCCUCUGUCGAUCCCCGCCAACGAGGCCCACGUCCCAGGAAACCUCCGCACCCUCUCGGAGUACUCCACCUCUCAGAUCAACCAGCGCCUGCGCUCCUACCUGAAGUUCGUCUUUGUACGUGAGCCCUUCGAGCGGCUGGUGUCCGCCUACCGCAACAAAUUCACGCGGAGCUACAACACGGCUUUUCAUAAACGAUACGGCACAAAGAUAGUGCAGCGGCACCGGCCGAACCCGGAGGCCGAGGCCCUGGAGAGAGGAAACGACGUCUCCUUCGAGGAGUUUGUGUAUUACCUGGUGGACCCGGCCACCCAGCGGGAAGAGCCCUUCAAUGAGCACUGGGAGCGGGUGCACUCACUCUGCCACCCCUGCCUCAUCCACUACGAUGUUGUGGGGAAAUAUGAGACGCUGGAGCAGGACUCCCGCUAUGUGCUGCAGCUGGCCGGAGUGGAGAACAAGGUCAGCUUCCCUGCCUCGUCCAAAAGCACAAGGACUACUGGAGACAUGGCGGCCCAGUUCUUCCAAAACAUCAGCCCCUUCUACCAGAAAAAGCUCUACAACCUCUAUCGCAUGGACUUCCUGCUCUUCAACUACUCUGUUCCAGCCUACCUCAAGUUUAGAUGAGGCUGGGACUCGACUCAAACGUGUAGAGCCAGGACUUUAUUUUUGACUUUUGUUUUUUUUGUCAUUAUGGACCACUGCGAAAAAAUAUGAUGAUUGAAUUGGAAAGUCACUUAAAGGAGCAAUAUGUAACUCUGACACGUAGAGCUUUAAAAUUCUAAACAUCGAAGAGAGCUGUCUCCCCUCUCCCCCUCCUCUCUAGAGUCGAUGCCCACACAGGUUGCCAUUUCGCGGACUCGGAAGCUUCAGUGUUUAGCCAGCUCUGCAUCUGUCUUGAAACCUUCCUGCAACUGUUCAAGGCUUUUAAGAUCGGGUAGAAUCAGUUGGAUCUGAACCAGUUUUCGCUUCCCCGCUUCCAUCGCUGCAGCCCCUGUCGGUUUGUUGUUUGCCUGGCAAACCGAGGGGCGUCCAAGGGGGGCCGUGUGGAGGUGCCUUAAAACCUCCUACCUUCUCUGGUCCAAACAAAUCCAGAGCAUUCAGGAGCAGAAUCUAAAGUUAGAAGGAGGACAUACUGGCUGCUGCAUUGUUGUCAGAGAAGACAGCACUUCAAAUAUAGAUUAUAUAGUAAGGUCACUUUAUGAUAUUUUACAUACUGCUCCUUUAAUGACUUUUUAAAAACAAGAGCAUCAGACACACAGAGGAUACAAGUGGAACUGAAGAGAGUUGCAACUAAUAUUUUAAUGUCAACAGUGAUUCAGUGGAUGUUGGUCACUGACUUUGAAUGUGCUGAAAGCCAUUUUCAAUUCUGGGUUGUGUUUGUGUCUCCUGCUGUUUCAGAAGUGCGUAUGUAAUCUCAUCUACAAAACAUGUAACUCUUAUCACAAUUUCCAGUGAAUGUCUACGAACGUAUGUGCCUUUUAAUUGAGCCUCUUUUUCAACCCAGCAGACCAUGACAACUUGUAUUACUGUGACUAUUUUGAUUGUGCUGCAGGAAAAGGAUUGAUGUGCAGUUAUAGGUUUGUCUUAAUUUAUUGUUUUACUUUUUACCGCGUAAGGACGGAAAACCCAACACGGGUUAUUUAGUUUCUAUGACAAUUUUCAAAUAAACCUGUUACAGCAAGAAUGUGUCCAUUGGUCUGAAUA